This is a messenger RNA of Pristis pectinata (smalltooth sawfish), 3791 nucleotides long. RefSeq names its product volume-regulated anion channel subunit LRRC8D-like. Gene Ontology annotation, molecular function: protein binding. The record is from RefSeq and is a predicted model, not a curated record. Lineage: Eukaryota; Metazoa; Chordata; Chondrichthyes; Rhinopristiformes; Pristidae.
UAGGAACUGGUUUGAGUGAAUUGCUGCUAAAGCCAAAGUUUGGGGACAUUCACUGAUAAGAAUUUUCUUCCAGAUGAGGUACCUGAAGGCUGCAGGCACCCAUAGUACUACAAGAGCUGGAACAGAUAAGUGGAAAGGAAUAAACUCCAGAAGGUAAAUUAUGUCUCAGAAUACAAGGAUUAUAUCACUAAAUUUGCUUUCUGUAGUAUCUUAAUCAUAGAGAGAGAUACAGAGCAGAAAUUGUUUCUUCAGCACACCAAUGGUGCAUCAAACACCCAUUUUCACACUGCCCUAGCCCAUUUUAUUCUCCCCUGAAUUCCCAUCAAUUUAUGAACCUACUUACAUAGGUAAGAUUUCCACCAACAGGUAAGACUACUCAUAAGAAAAGGGGCAAAGUGAAGCGUGCUUCCCGUCAGGUCUGUUAGUCCACUUAAUAUCAGCUCCACUUUCCAGCAUCCAGCAUCAGCUUGGUAUAUCAUUAUUCCCCUUGGUAUCUAUAUCAACUAAUCUGUGUCUUGAACACAACGAUUGCGGAUCCCUUUGAUUUCCUAAGGUUCACAACCCAAUGCUAGAUGAAAUUUCUCUUCAACUCAUUCCUGAAUGUCCAACAAUUUAUUUGAAGACUGUGACCCCUGGUUCCAGACUCCCCAAACAAGGGAAGCAUUCUGCCAGCAUCUACCCUGCUAAACACUUCAAGAAUUAUAAUUUCAAUGAAAUCAUCUCUCAUUCUUCUAAACUGUAUGUAUUGUCAGCCUGGUCACUUAAUUUAUCCUCAUAGGGCAAGUUCAUCAUUCCAGGUGUAAGUCUAGGGAACCUACACUUGAACAAAGUCAAAACUGCACUCCAAUUGUGGUCUUACCAAGAGCUUAUAUAUUUGCAGUAAGAUUUUGAUCAACCAGUCCUUAUAAAGAUUUGUGACUUGGGAUGUUGCAUUUUGUUUGAAGCCUCUGUGCAGUUCCAAUGGAUGUUUUACUAUGUUAGAGGCACUGUAUAACAAUGUUAUUGUUAGUUCUAGUGGCUUUUACAGAAGACUAUCAAACAAGUACCUUUCAGAACUUGAUGAUAUUGCAGAUCUAGGUUUGCAUUCAAAUUUCUCCAUUUCAAUGUUGUUAAUUUUGUUGACCACUCCAUUAGAAACUUGGGUACUGAUCUUGGCUUUACUUUGAGAAUCGAUCCUAUAAAUAAUGCUCUGUCCUCUGUAUUUAGAAAUGUUUACCUUGGAAGAAAUCUCUUCAGUUAGUAGAUCUCCUCCAUCCUUCCGGAUCUUCAAACCAUGGUGGGAUGCCUUCAUGGAUUAUCUGGCUAUAACCAUGUUAAUGAUCGCUGUGUUUGGGGGCACCACACAGAUAUACAAGGAUAGGACUGUUUGUUUACCAAUUAAAGCCAAUUCCACUCAUACUACCCGGUCAUCUACUGAAGCUAACUUAAGCAGGGCAGAUGAACUUGUGGAUUUUAAUGUAACUGGUCUUCGUAGAACAAUAAUUAAUCAAAAAUCCAAAAAAAUCUCGCACGUCAACGCUGUCUUCGCCGUCGACAACACCAAAAUGAAUUUGGACUAUCAGCAAUAUCGCUAUGUCAACCAGGCAUGCUAUUUCCGUGCGGUUCCCUGGUUUCCCAAGCACUUCUCUUAUUUCAUACUGGUCCAUACCGUCGCAUUGAUGAUUUGUAGCAACUUCUGGUUCAAGUAUCCCAAAACAAGCUCCAAAAUAGAGCAUUUGAUCUUUAUCUUGGAGAAGUGCUUCGAUUCCCCCUGGACAACAGAUGUCCUCUCUCUGGCAGUCACGGAGAACAGCAGCAAAAUGAAUGUCAGGGCGCAAGAAAAGCGCAAAAGCACAUUGGCGGGCCAAGGUAUCAGCGAGUCCAUUAAAGGCUUAACGCGGACUCACCCAGUUAUAAAGAAACAGUUCCAGUUACUGGACAAGAAGGAUGGAGAACAAGCCAAAGCCCUGUUUGAGAAAGUGAGGAAGUUCAGGCUUCAUGUGGAGCAAGAGGACACCAUAUAUAAGCUCUACGUUGGACACUGGUUUUUAAAACCCUGCAGGCUUGUAAUUUUAUGUUAUUUUAUGGUAUUCAUUCAAGACGUCGACUUUGACAUUAUAUGUCGCCCCGGCGUAGAGAACGUGAUCGGUUAUGAGAUUUUUAUUUGUACAUUUAGCAUUGCCUUUCUGUUACGGAGGAUCAUCCUGCUCUACUUGAUUUUAGUAGCCAUCUACGCGGGGCUUUGCCUUCGCACCCUCAUCUGGAUCUUGAGAUCGCCCCUGAAGCAAUACUCUUUCGAAAAACGCGAAACCCAGUUCAGCGACAUUCCUAACGUAAAGAAUGAUUUUGCUUUCCUGUUACACCUGAUCGAUCAGUAUGAUCCCCUGUACUGCACGCGUUUCUGUAUCUUUCUUUCCGAGGCAAGUGAGAAAAAGUUGAAGAUGUUAAAUUUGAAUAACGACUGGACUGUGGACAAGGUGAGGCAACAGCUAAUCAGAAAUAACAAGGAGCAGUUGGAACUUCAACUCUUCAUGUUGACAGGAAUUCCUCAAGCGGUCUACGAUGUGACGGAGUUACAGGCCUUAAGGAUGGAACUCUGCAACGAUAUUAAGAUAAGCACCAAGGUAACUCAACUUGUCCACUUGGAAGAACUUUCGAUUGUAAACUGCAAAGUCACCGUUAAACCAGCCGCGUUAUUCUUUCUAGGCAACAACUUACAUUCGCUGGCAGUCACGUUUUCAGUUCACGAGGAGGUGCCUGACUGGAUUAAUAAACUGACCCGGGUCAGAGAGCUUUCCUUGAUUGGGAACGUCAACAUAGAAAAUAAAACAUUGGAAUUAGAAUUCUUAAAAGAACUUCGUUAUUUGAAAAUCCUACGGAUCAACAGUAACCUCAUGAAAAUACCCUUCAAUGUGUUGUACGUGGCGCCCCACCUGACAGGGCUGUCGAUUUUCAAUAACAAGAACAAGCUCGAAAUGCUCCACAAUUUGGGAGGCAUGUUCAAUUUAGCUUGUCUUGACCUGCAAAACUGUAACCUGGAGAAUAUACCGCAGGGCAUUUUUAGUCUCAGCAAUCUGCAAGAAUUGAACCUCCAGGGCAACGAACUUACCCGAGUAGAUGAGUUUGAAGCUUUCCAACGACUACCGAGACUGUCCUUCCUAAAUCUCAGUAACAACAAAAUUACUUCCCUUCCAGACUCCUUCAGUUUCAUUGGCAACCUUGAACGUUUUAAUGCAUCAGACAAUCAGAUUGAGACGUUGCCAAAUAGUCUAUUUACUAUUCAGAAGCUACAUCAUUUGCACAUGAGCAACAAUCGUCUGACUGCCAUACCCACAUCUAUUAAAUACCUCAAAAACCUUAGAUUUCUAGACUUGAGCUCCAAUAAGUUGGAAACUUUACCAGACGAGCUGUUCCAGUGUAAGAAGCUCAAGACUCUGAAGCUGAACAAUAAUUUACUUACCUUCCUUAGUGGAAGAUUCAACAUGUUCCUACUUUCAAAAUUGGAACUCAAAGGGAACCCUUUGGAAGAACUUCCGGUAGAAAUAGGUCAGUGUAGCAAACUGAAACAAAGUGGUCUGAUAAUAGAUGAAUUCUUAUCGGAGACACUUCCUAUGCCAAUCAAAGCAAAUUUGAUGUCUAACCAGGAGGCUCCGCCAGAUCUUCCAGCAACAAUAUCCUGGGCAAUCUUCCUCUGCCCUAAUUGCUGGAAUUGCAAGUGCAUCUCAGUGGCUACAGUGGUUAAAUUAUUGGACCAAGAAUCCAGAAGCCUAGAUCAACAAAGCAGCAACAUAGGUUCAAAUCCACCAUGGUAG